Selaginella moellendorffii is the source of this 2064-nucleotide messenger RNA. RefSeq names its product 5'-3' exonuclease. Lineage: Eukaryota; Viridiplantae; Streptophyta; Lycopodiopsida; Selaginellales; Selaginellaceae. The coding region runs from base 222 to 875 and encodes 217 amino acids. Gene Ontology annotation, molecular function: DNA binding; 5'-flap endonuclease activity. The transcript has 6 exons. The record is from RefSeq and is a predicted model, not a curated record. Gene Ontology annotation, biological process: DNA replication, Okazaki fragment processing.
CUGCGGGAGCAAGCCGGAUUCCAGCGAGUUUUUGUGGUGGAUGAGAGCGUUUCUUCGCAGGAUUGUGCUUGACGAUCCAGUGAUUGCUGUUUUCGAUGGCGAAUUUGGGAAUGACUAUAGGAGAAAACUUCUUCCUUCUUACAAGGCUGGAAGGAGGAAAUUCAAGCCUCUAGAUCCGAGCUUCAAAUGGACAAGAGGCAUAGUCCUUUCGGUAGACAUACAUGUUGAGGCUUUGCUUCUCGCUUUUCUGUGUAGUCCUUUUGGCAGAGAUGAGUUUCUCUCGUUUCCAAUGCUUUCUUCGACAGUGUAACAUACCUGUUGUGAAAGCUGAUAAUGCUGAAGCGGACGACGUCGUUGCGACACUAGCUCGGCAAGUUAACGACAGGAGUUUGAAAGCAGUCAUUGCAUCCCGGGAUAAAGAUUUCAAGCAGCUCGUUUCGGAAAACGUUGAGCUGCUGAUUCCAUUUGCGGAUCUACGAAGGUGGUCAUUUUACACUGUCAAGGAUGACGUUGAACAACACAAAUGCGAGCCUGGGAUUGAAUUGGGACAUCGAUGCUUGCUAGGCGACGCUGCUGAUGGUGUUCCCGGUGUGCCUGGUUUUGGACGGAAAACAUCUCUGAAGCUUAUGAGGAAGCACGGUUCGCUAGAAAAUCUAUUAAGUGCAGCGGCAAUUCGGACUGUUGGGAAGCCAUACAUACAAGAUGCUCUCAAGGAGCAUUCCGUGUUGCUUGAGAAAAACUUGAAAGUUUUGUCCUUGCGCAGAGAUAUUAACGUAGAGCUACCAGUUGAGUGGUGCUUGUCGAGGGAUAAGUCAAGCGAUCUUGCUGCAUUCGAAUGGCUGGAGAAGGAACUUGAAACGUUGCAGGUUUUUUAGCAGCAGUGAACUGGUCAGGCUCGAGGUUGGUCCACUUUCGCAGAAACCUCGGUGUCUUUCAAAUGAGGAUGCUCUUGCAGUAUCCAGGAGAAUGCAAUGAAACUAGCCAUUGGCAUUGUUGUUGGUGCUCUCAAGGUAUGUAGAAGCACGAGAGAUCUACAACUAGGCAGGAGAAUUCACAGGGAUGUUUCCGAGACAGGUGACUUCUCAAACAUUAUCAUCGCCAACAUCCAGCUCGAUCUGUAUGCAAAAUGCAGAAGCAUGGCGCAUUUGACAGCAUGCCGCAUCGCGAUGUGGUCUCCUGGAAUUCGAUCAUACAGGGCUAUGCACAGGUAAAUGGCUCUACAGUUGUUUGCUGGGAUGGAAGACGAAGGGUACAAACCGGAUCUACAGUUGUUUGCUGGGAUGGAAGACGAAGGGUACAAACCGGAUCGAGUAUCAGUUCUUGGUGCUCUCAAGGCUUGUUCAGCUCUUGAUUCCCACGAGCAAAGCUGCAGUUAGACUCCAGUGCCAGAACGGUUCUCGACGUCACUGCCGCUUUCAUCGUCCAAGAACUCUUCUUCCUUUUGCUUAAUGUAGCGGUCGUCCCAGAGGUUGCAGGUGCACAUUUGUAUCUUAUGCCACAGAAGAAAACGCAGAAAAAAUCAAGAGCUUGAUAGAGAGGAUUCCGGGCAGGCUUUUGGUAUGCUUAGGGAGAUUCACGGGAAAGCAGCAAAGCUUGGCUUAGGUUCGGAUCUCUUCGUCGCGAACGAUCUUUACGCAAAAUGUGGGAGCUUGACAGAGGCUCGUCCAGUUUUCGAAGGAAUGAGCCAUCGUAAUGUGGUGACACGGAACUGCAUGAUUCUCGGGUAUGCCAGCAGCGGCGAGUGGUGAAGCUCUCGAUAUCUAUGAUCGAAUGCGUCGUGGAGCGGCUCCACCGGAUGCUUUAACUUUCAUCGCUGCGCUGAAAGCUUGUUGCCGUCUCGCGAACGAGGAACUUGGGACAGUUGUUCAUGGUGAAGAAGUGAUACGAAGCUUAAGAAGUGCAUAGGUGGCAAGAAAAUCCACUUCUCCAGUGUCGUCGCAGCUUUGGGACGACUGUGAGGCGCCAUUGCCAAGGAUUGGCAAGAGCAUAGCUCGCAAAAACCAUAGGCUAUAAUUUUUUAGUUCAUAGAGUGUCAAUUGCCAAUAAAACAGUUGGUUUAGUGCA